AUGGGGCCCAGGAAGCAGCCUUCCUCACUGAGGCCGCCGGCCCGCGUGUGCCGCCCCGGGAGGCCCCGGAGGCUGCCGUUCAGGAGUGGGAGGCGUCUGCUGAAGGUGCCUGUGGAGACCGUGCUCCGGGUGCUCAGGACCAACACCGCUACCCGCUGUCGGGCACUAAGGGAAAAGCUGAAGCCGCCGCGCCCGCCCGGCUCGCCCGGGGGCACCACCCCCAGUGGCAGCGUCGCAGCCAGGCCCCCUGAGCGGCGGCGGCACCGGGGACAUGCUCUGCAGGGGAGGCUCCUUGAGCGCCGGCUACUGAUGGCCGUGAGCCCGUGGGUGGGCGACAUCACCCUGCCCUGCACCCCCCAGAGGCCCACCGUGGUGCACACGCGAGCCGACAGCAUCAGGGCACAGCUGCAGGAUGCCCGCCUGGCCAGCACCCCCGUGUUCACCCUCUUUAUCCAGCUGCUCCAGAUCGACACCGCCGGCUGCAUGGAGGUUGUUGGAGAGAGGAAGGCCCAGCUGCCCACCCCGCCCCCGGCCGGUGCUCAGGUGCCCUCAAGUGCUCAGAACACCCCAGGCGGCCUCCCGAGCGACGUGCCAGCCGCAGAGGCGACAAAGGACAGCGCCAGCCGCAGGGGGGGCCGGGGGCUGCAGACCUGCCGGGACCCCCCGGCGCCCCCGCUGGCUCCAUGCCGACCCCGGCCCAAGCCCAAGACCGUGUCCGAGCUGCUUCGGGAGAAGCGGCUGCAGGAGGCCCGAGCCAGGAAGGCCGCGCCGGGCCCCCUGGUUCUCCCGGCCCAGCUGCUGGUCUCCUCGCCCGCGGUCCUCCGGGCCCCUCUCCCGCUGGCCUCCCCGGGCCCCCCCACCACUGGGCCGGCCGUCUCAGAGUCGGCUCUCUCUGGGCCUGGGGCCCCCGCCGUGGCCAGCCCAAGUGCUUCAGGCUCCCUGGUCGCAGCCACGGACAGGGAGCCCCCUGCCUUGCACGCCGGAGCCUCGGCUCCCGUCUCCAUGGAGGCCGUGAGGGCCCCAGCUGCCCCCGGGGCCCCCGAUCCGGGCCCCAGCCAGGUGCCUGCGAGCUGCCCUCUGGACAGCCUGGGACCGGCUCCGGCCCCCGCCACGUCCCGGAAGCAGGGCCUCCCCGAGGCACCUCCCGGUCUCCCUGCAGCCCCCAGCCCCACUCAGCUGCCCGUCCAGCCCCUCGGCCUGGCGCCAGCUCUGGGCACCCCCAGGGGUGGACUGCACACCACAGCCAGCACCCCUCUGCCUGUCGCCUGGGUGCUCACCGCCCAGGGGCUGCUCUCGGUGCCGAUGCCGGCUGUGGUGGGCCUUCCCAGACCCGCAGGGCCCCCGGGCCCCGGAGGGCUGUCGGUGACUCUGUCGCCCUUGACUGAGGCUCCAGCAAGCCAGGGCCCAGCCAGCAGGGACCCAGCAUCAGGCCCCGGAGGGCUGUCGGGGACUCUGUCGCCCUUGACUGAGGCUCCAGCAAGUCAGGGCCCAGCCAGCAGGGACCCAGCAUCAGGCCCCGGAGGGCUGUCAGUGACUCUGUCGCCCUUGACUGAGGCUCCAGCAAGCCAGGGCCCAGCCAGCAGGGACCCAGCAUCAGGCCCUCCCCCCAGGACAGACCUCGAGACCCUCCCGACGCCCCCGCCAUCCCAGAUCCCUGCGAAAGUGGCUGGGCAGAUGGCCUCCCAGGCUGCAGUCCCGGCUGAGCACCCUGAAGCAGAGUGCCCCCGGCCCAGCCCGCCGCCUCCGCACUGUGCGCUCCCCUCCGAGUUGGGGGAGACCAGGGUGCCCGUGGAGUCGGAGCGGCCGCCCCCACCCCAGCUGGGGCCUGAGAAGCGAGCCCUGGACCUAGGCCUGCUCUCUCAGGAGAGCGAGACGGCCGUGCGGGAGUGGCUGAAGGGGCAGCGAGGGGUGUGUGUGCCCCCACUAGCCAGCAGGCUGCCCUACCAGCCCCCCACCCUGUGCAGCCUUCGGGCACUGUCCAACCUCCUGCUGCACAAGAAGACCUUGGAGCACAGAGCCGCCUCCCUGGUGCCCAACGGGGCGGCGGGGGCCCUGCCGGCCUCGCUGGGGCUGGUGCGCAGGCAGCUGCAGUACAGCCCGGCCUACCUGCUGCUCAAGGCCCGCUUCCUGGCCACCUUCACCCUCCCCGCGCUCCUGGCCACCCUGUCCCCUCGUGGUGCCCGCACCACCUUGUCGGCCCUGGAGGACGACCCCGAGAGCGAGGACGGCCUGGAGGGGCUGGAGCGCUCCGACAGAGACAGGGCGCUGGGCUGCUGGGCGCCGGGCAGUCCCCGGGCAGGGCUGGCGGCCACAGCCCCCGCUCAGGGAGCCCCCACCUCCCCCGAUGAUUCCGAUGACUUCGACGUGCUCAGGACCCGACAUGGCCGGCACCCCCGGAAGCGCAGGAGGCUACUACAGCACAUCGCACCCCCGCCCCUGCCCCUCACCCCCAGGCAGCACAUCGCACCCCCGCCCCUGCCCCUCACCCCCAGGCAGCACAUCGCACCCCUGCCCCUGCCCCUCACCCCCAGGCAGCACAUCGCACCCCUGCCCCUGCCCCUCACCCCCAGGCAGCACAUCGCACCCCCGCCCCUGCCCCUCAUCCCCAGACAGCAGCACAUCGCACCCCUGCCCCUGCCCCUCACCCCCAGGCAGCACAUCGCACCCCCGCCCCUGCCCCUCACCCCCAGGCAGCACAUCGCACCCCUGCCCCUGCCCCUCACCCCCAGGCAGCACAUCGCACCCCUGCCCCUGCCCCUCACCCCCAGGCAGCAUGCAGCACCCUCGCCCAGGCCCACCUGA
This is a messenger RNA of Molossus molossus (Pallas's mastiff bat), 2802 nucleotides long. Its product is annotated as snRNA-activating protein complex subunit 4-like. NCBI's taxonomy places the organism in Eukaryota, Metazoa, Chordata, Mammalia, Chiroptera, Molossidae. Bases 1 to 2802 code for a protein of 933 amino acids. The record is from RefSeq and is a predicted model, not a curated record. The transcript is spliced from 10 exons.